AUGGAGCGAAGGAUGUUAGAAGCAGCUCGGAAGGGCAAUGUCCAUGAGCUGGAAGACUUGAUCAGCAGCAAUGAGCUCAUCCUCGAGGAGAUGGAUCUCGAAGGAGCUGGUCACACGCCACUGCAUGUUGCCUGUGUGGCUGGCCAUUUGGAUUUCGUCCGAGAGCUCCUGAAGCGUAUGCCAAAGCUUGCUGAAAAGGUGAACGUGGAUGGUUUCAGCCCGCUGCACAUUGCGGCUGCUCGAGGUGAUGUCAAGAUCGCGAGGGAGCUCUUGACAGUGGGUCCACACCUGUGCUCCGUGAAAGGACGGGAGAGAAGAAUCCCUUUGCAUUAUGCCGCUGUGAACGGGAAGGUCGAUGUCAUGAAGGUAUUGCUCACCGCUUCGCCUGAGUCUGUUGAAGAGACGACUGCUCGAGAGGAGACUGUGCUUCACCUCGCUGUGAAGAACAACCGGUUCAACGUGGUGGUUGUGUUGGUGGACCAUCUGAAGCAGCACAAGAAGGAGCAGGUGAUCAAUUGGAAGGACCACAAAGGCAACACCGCCUUGCAUCUUGCUGCCGCUGGCAAAAAUUUUGAGGUGGUGAACUUCCUGCUUUGUAAGCAUGCUGUGGAGUCCGAGGUUGUAGAGGUGAACACCGUGAAUGACAAUGGGUCGACACCUCUAGACGUCUCAACUCCCUCGCGAAGGGAAGCAGAAGAUAAAGAGAUCAAAGAAAUCCUCAUUGGAGCAGGAGCCAAACACGGGAGAGGAAGAUCAAACUCGCCCUCAUCAAGCCCAGUCCCGGACGACAAUGAUUUCAAUGGAGCUAACAGUCAUCAAGCAUCUGGGAAGGAACCAUUCAAAGAUGCUCCACAGUCAUCACCACGUUCACAGUUGAAGUAUUCAAAUGCAGAAAAGGAGUCAUUUGGUGACAUCCGCAACGCCCUGUUGGUCGUCGCCGCGCUCAUCGCAAGCGCGACCUACCAAUCCGUGCUUCAGCCUCCAAAGAUAAUAGAAGUCGCCCACAACAAAUCAAACAAUCAUAAUUCCAUAAUAGAAGUCGCCCACAACAUAUCAAACAAUCCUAAUCCCAACAACUCAAUGACUGAAUAUUAUGGUGCGGGCUUGGUGUACGGUCUCUUCUUGGGUGGCAACACAUUAGGAUUCGUGGUGUCAGUCCAAAUUAUCAUUUGCCUCACCAAAGAUAUCCAAGACCGCAACGGCACCAGGCUGCUACUUAAGAUGCCGCUUAAGCUGCCGCUCAGGCUAUCCCUAGUUGCAAUGGUUCUGACUUACUUUUGCUUCACGUUAUCCCUGCUGUUCUCGACGAUGGGUGGAAAAAGUCCAUCCAAGAAAGCUCUGCGUCUGUUGCCGCUCAUGAUAUCAUUCAUUCUUCUGCUGAUGCAACAGUGGCUGGCAGUCGCUAUAGAUUUUUUCUUGGAACAGCUUGUUGGAUUGCCCCUCCUAGGUGAUAUGUACAAGCUAGAUGUGUACAGGCCAGAUGAGGGAUCAAAGAAUAAGGACUUAGAGGAUAAGGACAAAAGUCGUGGUUGUAAAUGA
Eucalyptus grandis is the source of this 1539-nucleotide messenger RNA. RefSeq names its product ankyrin repeat-containing protein BDA1. Gene Ontology annotation, molecular function: protein binding. The transcript has 2 exons. The record is from RefSeq and is a predicted model, not a curated record. Bases 1 to 1539 code for a protein of 512 amino acids. Lineage: Eukaryota; Viridiplantae; Streptophyta; Magnoliopsida; Myrtales; Myrtaceae.